AUGACGACUUUGUCCCCGCCUGGGAGACGUGGCAUGGGGGAGGCGCCGACGCCGGAGUGGGAGUGCCGCGGGGUGUAUAAUUGGGCGGAGGGAGGGGAGGGGCGGAAGGAGGAGCAACAAGGAGCUGAGGAUGGAGAGCAGGGAGGACAAAUCCCCACGGCAGAACCUCGUGGACAAGGCCUUUUUAGUGGCUCCACAGCACAGGAAUCCAGUGGGGAGGAAAAGCCCCGGAGAUCCCGCAGGAGGAGGGGCUCCAAACCCAGCCCAGGAUGCUCCGAGAAGGAAAGACCCAGCCUGUGCCAGGAAGGCAGCCAGAGAUCUGGCCAGAGCUCUGAGGUGGUGGUCAAUGAGCAGCUUGACGAUGGCAAGAAGCCCCACCGGUGCUUGGAGUGUGGGAAGAGUUUUCCCGCGAGCUCCCACCUGAUAAUCCACCAGAGGAUCCACACCGGGGAAAGGCCCUACGAGUGUGGGGAAUGUGGGAAGGGCUUCAGAGACACCUCGGACCUGAUCCGCCACCAGAGGAUUCACACUGGGGAACACCCCUACGAGUGUGGGGAAUGUGGGCAGAGAUUCAGCAUCAGCUCCUACCUGAUCGUCCACCAGAGGACCCACACUGAUGAAUGGCCCUAUACAUGUGGAGAAUGUGGGAAAGGCUUCAGGAAGAGCGGCCACCUGAAUCGCCACCAGAUGACCCACACUGGGAUACGACCCUACGUGUGUGGGGAAUGUGGGAAGGGCUUCUGUGACAGCUCUGGCCUGAUCAUCCAUCAGACCAUGCACACGGGGGAAUGCCCCUACAUGUGCUCUGAAUGUGGGAAGAGCUUCAGCCGGAGCUCCAAACUGAUUGUCCACCAGGGGAACCACACUGGGGAGAAGCCCUAA
Messenger RNA from Passer domesticus (house sparrow), 882 nucleotides. RefSeq names its product zinc finger protein 239-like. The transcript has 2 exons. The coding region runs from base 1 to 882 and encodes 293 amino acids. NCBI's taxonomy places the organism in Eukaryota, Metazoa, Chordata, Aves, Passeriformes, Passeridae. The record is from RefSeq and is a predicted model, not a curated record.